GUGCCAGCCGCACUUGGGCUUAGUUACAUACUUCGUUGGUUAACACGCGCUGUUAACUAAUUUGUUGUGUCUGAGGUGUUCGUUUUGGAAGUGUGGUUCAAUAUUUACUAUAAUGGAAGCAAGGCUAGUUAAGAGCAGUGUAGCACUAAUUACUAAUCUCAAAGAAAACUGAGAUCUCAAGAGUUGAAUCGAAAUGUUAGGAAAAAAUCAAUGGUUGAUUGAUGUAACCCAACAUGCCUAAUGAUCACCAAGUCAUAGACUCAAAAAAAAGUAAGUCACACGUAAAGGCAAAUUGCGCGACCGCCGAUAAGACGAUCGAGUUGACGGAUCAACCAAAUAAGAGCACAAAUAGACGCAGACAUAUUCAUUCUCAUUGUCUCUGCGUGGAAGCAAAGAGGCCAAUCAGGGAUCAUAUUAAAGCAUUAAGACAGCAAAGCAUGAAGGGUGAAGGGUGUCGGAAUAUUAUGAACGAAAAUGCGGGUUAACCAUCCGGCAGUUAACUAAACUUCACGAUCAUGAUAGUAGCAGCGGAAAAAAGUUCAACAAGCAACUGAGCAGAGAGUUAAGUUGAGUUGAGACACCUCGUACAUGCGGGUAAGUAUGACUGUGCGACAUUAAACGCCGACAAAGUUGGUUGCUUUUAUGGGAGCGUCAAGAGGAGCAGCACUAGCGGUGGCGGCGGUGGGGACGUAGUGAGUAGUAAUCGUAGUGAUUCUGAAAUAAAUUACUUGAAAGUAGCGCAUACACGUUCAGUCACCAAACGACCCUGCGACGCGCAUCGCUAAACACGCACAGAUCAUGCGGAGCUAGCGAACGAACCAAAACGAUAAGUUUGAAAAUAUUCUUUUUCGGCUAAAAUUAACUACAUAUAGAUCGCAAGUUUAAAUUUACAUCAACUUCAAAUUAAUUGUGGUGAGAAACGAACAUUUACAAAGUGGGUGAUUCAUUAUUUUGGACGAGCCUAAAAAGCUUAUAAAAAAAACAAAACUACGUCACAGCUAAAACAUUUUAGGUGCUACAAUCCAAGUGAUCUAUGACAUAUAACCCCACUGACACGAAAGGCGCUUUCUGGAAGAGACUUCUAAUACGCAGCUUGCCAGCUCUCGAUUAUUGCUUUCAUUGCCUCUACCGCCACUGCAAAUGCAAUCCAUAGCAAUGAAAGGCAGCGCACUCACCGUCGAAGAUCGUCGAUUGUUACGUUGCAUCCUGCUCGAUCUGAUUGUUAUGGUGGUGCUCACAAUACCAACUAUCAUAUGCGAAUUUGUUAUACAACCCACCCGCCGCGGCUUCUUCUGCAGCGAUGAGACGAUACGUUAUCCUUUUCAAUCCAAUACCAUUACAGCGGUUAUUCUCGCCGUUUUCAUCAUAGUCCUGCCGGCCUUUGUGGUUAUCGUUGUAGAGUUUACGCGAUUCUACCGACGUGGUCGCGUCACCGAAACGCGACUUCUUUUUGGUUGGAAAGUACCCAUAUGGAUUGUGGAAUGCCUGAAAUAUACCGUUCACUUUGCUUUCGGCGCAACCCUCACCCUGGCUGCCACAGAGUUGGGCAAGUAUACAAUUGGACGACUGCGACCUCAUUUCAUAGCUGUGUGUCAGCCGCAGCUGGCGGAUGGCAGUAGCUGUGAUGCGCCACAGAAUAUACAUCGCUACAUUGAGAACUACAUUUGUGUAGGUAGCGGUUAUGCAGCAAGUGAAGUGCGUGAGGCGAGGCUCUCCUUUCCCAGCGGCCACUCGAGCUUGUGCUUCUUCGCCAUGACUUAUCUUUGCAUCUACCUGCAGCACAAACUCACCUGGAAUGCCUCCAAGUUUGCGCGCAACUCUCUACAAUUCUCUCUGCUCAUGUUAGCCUCGUUCACCGCGUUGACGCGCAUAAUGGACAACUGGCAUCAUUGGUCUGAUGUGCUUGUCGGCUGCCUGCUCGGCUUGGCAAUUGCGGUGAUCACUGCGAUUUACCUCACCAAGGAUUUUAGCACGCCAUUGGAGCGAUUACACGUAAACUUGCCGCGUCAGGACACAAGCACGACACUUGAUGAGAUCGCCGUCACGCCACCACCGUACACGAUGCGAAAUGGUGUAGGAAAUGUGGCGCCGUCGCUGGAUAGGAAUAGCGCGGGUGGCUUCGGCAGCGAACAGUUUAACUCGAAGGUGUGAAUGGUGAUAAGUGAAAAAAAUUAGUUUUAUUAAAGUACCGGUAUAAUGGAAUCAAUGUAAAACCAAGAACACUUAAAAUAAGGAAAUAAUUAUAGAAAUCGUGAUAAAGUUUAAGUAACUGAUAUCAAAUUAAAAACUUUACUGAUAGGGACAGUCUGAAAAGUGAGAACAUUUUUUGGGUUAAAAUUUUUUUUUAAAUUCGGUUAUUUCGGUCGUUCGAUCAGAAGUUAUAACUUGUGGACUGUAAAAUUCACGUACAUACAAUUUAAAAAAGAUAACCAAGCAUGAUUGAGUGAAAAAUGGUUCUAAAAAAAAGUAAAAAA
This is a messenger RNA of Rhagoletis pomonella (apple maggot), 2474 nucleotides long. RefSeq names its product putative phosphatidate phosphatase. Gene Ontology annotation, molecular function: phosphatidate phosphatase activity. The record is from RefSeq and is a predicted model, not a curated record. The transcript has 2 exons. Lineage: Eukaryota; Metazoa; Arthropoda; Insecta; Diptera; Tephritidae. Gene Ontology annotation, biological process: phospholipid metabolic process; phospholipid dephosphorylation; signal transduction. The coding region runs from base 1141 to 2151 and encodes 336 amino acids.